This is a messenger RNA of Eriocheir sinensis (Chinese mitten crab), 8170 nucleotides long. RefSeq names its product protein virilizer homolog (gene vir). Gene Ontology annotation, molecular function: RNA binding. Lineage: Eukaryota; Metazoa; Arthropoda; Malacostraca; Decapoda; Varunidae. The record is from RefSeq and is a predicted model, not a curated record. The coding region runs from base 58 to 6816 and encodes 2252 amino acids. The transcript is spliced from 26 exons. Gene Ontology annotation, cellular component: RNA N6-methyladenosine methyltransferase complex.
UGGGAUUGUUGUCGUCGUUGUUGUUUGUUUACGUAUGGUUCCCCUCAGGCAGGAAUCAUGUUCGAGUUACUCUUUUUCGACACCUUUUCGCAUGAAGUGAGCGAGGUGGGUAUACAAGACUCCCAGGAAGGCCGAGGAAGCUGUGUGCACCAUAAGGUGCAGCUGGAUCUGGUACAGUUCCCCCGGCCGGUGCAGGUGGCUGAGGUGCGUGCCAUCCCCCUCGGAGCGCGCGUACAGGCGGACUUCCCGGGUGGAGUGAGGCUCGGAGCCACCAACCCCAGCCAGUUUGAGAUCGAGUUCUUCGUCAAUGACCUGAGCAAGCGCGGCGCCGGCACCUUCGAGAGCGUGGGGUGCCUACAGUACAACCAGCAGGGCAAGAUACACAUGGACUUUGAGAAGAAGGUCCCAACCGACGGCCUUCUCCUCCGAGGGAACUACAACACCAUCACUCUGGCGGUGUAUGGCAACCUCACCAAGGUCCAGCGUGAGCCCUCCCCCGCCCCGCCACAGCUGCCCGCCCCGACCCCGGCCAAGCCCCCAAAACCCGUCCCGGUCCAACCCUCAUCCUCUUCAGCCCCCCCGGUUGCUGCCCCGACACCCGCACACCCGCCCCCGGAGAAGCUGAACACUCACGAUCGCAUCCGGGACUGGUUGGAGGAAACGAGGGAGUGUGCCCCGCGCUCACCCUUGGAAUAUGAGGAAACAAAGCAACCCUGGGAGGAGGAACAUCCCAGGGAGUUCGAGAGGGAGAGGGAGAGAGAGCGAGAGAGGGAGCGAGACCAGCGGACUUACCGAGGGGAUAACAGGGAGAGAGAAAGAGAUAGAGAGAGGGAGAGAGAUAGGAGAUCAUGGAGUAGAGAGAGAAGCUGGGAUCGGAGCGAACGAGGAAGCUCACGGAGAGAUUCCCGGAGAGACGUGGAGAGAGAUCGAGAUAGAGACAGAGAGAGGGAGAGAGAACGAGAGCGAGAGAGAGAGCGUGAGAGGGAGAGAGAGAGGGAAAGAGAGCGAGAUAAAGAGAGAGAUAGAGAUAGAGAACGAGAGAAGGAGAGAGACAGAGAGAGAGAUCGGGAGAGAGACAGAGACCGAGAUAGAGAUAAGGAGAGAGAACGGGAGAAAGAGAGAGAUAGAGAGAGGGAGAGAGAGAGAGGAAGAGACAGCAAGAGAGAGAGUGAUAGAGAGAAGGAGAGAAGAUUGAGCAGGGACAGCAGAGAGAGAUAUGAGGAGGAAAGAGGAGGAGGAGGAGGAGGAGGAGGAGGAGGACCAGGAGGAGGAGGAGGAGGAGAGAGAGGAGGAGGAGGUCUUCUGCCUGAUCCUCCUUCCUCCUUGCGAUUACGGCGAACUUCCGAAACCGAUUUCGGCCGCCGCCCUCGAACCCCAAUGGACAACACCCCCACCCCUCCAACCCCCCUCCUGAACCCCGCUCCCCCUCCCCCUCUCCUCCCGCUCCCCACCCCGAACAUACCUCCACUCACCACCCCCAACACAACCCCAAUGGAGGAAACCCCGAACGCCAGAGAGGAAAGUGGAGGAGGAGGUGGAGGCGCGAUGGAGAGUCUACCUGUCUUACCUCCGCUGCCUGCCGAGGAUAUGGAGGCAAUUAGCGAUGAUGAGGAGUUACCUGACCUACCUGGAGAGACAGUGGAGGUGGAGGAGGAAUACCCGAUGGAGGAGGGAAUGGAGGAGAUGGCGAUGGAGGGGCCGCAACACCAUCACCCGCACCUCCCGCCGCACCACCACCACCACCAUCACCACCUCCAGCCGCACCACCUCCAGUCACAUCAUCACCACCAUCAUCUUCAUCACCAUCAUGCCGAGGAAGGUGACGAGGGCGAGGGUUUCGGCUACGAGGAGAUCAUGAGUGACGAGGAGGAGCUUCCCGAGUACCAGUAUGAGGAGGAGUGGGUCAUUGAUGAGUGGGAGGACUGGCUGCGGCCCCUCGUGCUUGACCCCAUCCCUCUCGACCCCCCCAAGCAGCUGGUGUCCCCUAUCGUCACAGAGUUCCAGGUCGCCCUCGAACGGUGCAGGACGGAGAGUGUGUACCUGGAGGAUGAGCAGCCGCAGGGCCACAAGCUCGAGGCACUACUGGCCGACACCACCAUCCCGUCCUUUCCUGCAGUUGGCGGAGAGAAGACGGAGGGGGAGGGGAUGGAGGGGGCCGGGGAGGAGGGGGAGGUGUGGGUGCAAGCCGUUGAACAUGCGUGCCAGCUGAUCCCCCGUGACCUCCCCCCUGUCGUGGCUCGGAGCGGCUUCGGUGUGUGCUCAACGCUGUGUGACUGGGCAGAGAUAGGCCUUGAUUUCAACCGGGCUCUCGCACAGGAACAGCCCGUCUACAAGAUCCGUCACAUGAAGGUGGGCGUACGUCUGACCCAGCUCCUCCUCCAGUGCUGCUGUGAGGUGACCCGCAUGGUGCUUCAGCGUGGGGUGCUGGGGAAGCUACACACACUCUACCACAAGCCCCACAUGGCCCUGUCGAUGAAGCUGCUGAUUCUGAGGACCGUGGACACCAUUUUGAGGACUCCCCUGGGGCUGCAAUACUUCCUGGGUGAACCACUGGGGGAGGGGAAGAAGGAGGAGGAUGACGUGAAGAAGGAGGUGAAGGAGGAGGAGGACGAUGAGGCAGCGGAGAAGAAAAUGGAUGUAGAAGAGGAGGAGAAGCUGAAGAAGGAACAGGAGAUUAAGGAAGAGAAGAAGGAGGAGGAGGAGGAGGAGGAAGAGAAGGAGAAUAUGAAGAUUAAGGAAGAGGAGAAGGAGAAGACCGGGUAUGAGAUGGUUCUGGAGAUGCUGGCCGGUGUACCUCAGACCAGGGCUAAGAUGGCCUUGGCUGCUACAGUCCGCAAAAUUCACCUUCUGGACACCUGCCUGCAGCUUAGGGAGGCCGGUCAGCUGAUUGCCAACGCCCUGCCGCCGCCCCCACUCAUACCCGACCCCCCAAAGCCGCCCAGAGAAGAGAUGGGAGGUGUGCUGGAGGAGGAGGUGGGCGAGGGUGACGACACAGCCAGCGGGGGCGAGGGAAGGGUGGAGCUGCCCCCGGUAUGCCCGCCUGACCUGACCCUCACUGCCCUAACCACAUGUCUGGAGGAGGUGUGUCGGGUGUACCGGUUCGCCCAGCAGCUCCUCGCUCACCCACACAGGUGGCUUCCGGGGUCCAAACAGUUCCAGCUGCCCAAGAACCCACACGACCCCUUCCCCCAGCUGUACGUCAUCCUGGACAGGGCUGAGCUUCUGGACUCGCUGACUGGGGUGGUAGGGGUGCUGGGGGGGCUGCAGGGGGGUAUGGUGCUGGAGGAUGCGAAGAAGCUGAUUGAGUGCAUGCUGUCCCAGUCGCAUGGUGUGAGGUACCUAGCGGCUCACCCAGGCCCUUCUACCACCCUGGCGCGGAUAUUGAUACAGGUUGGUGAGGAGGGGCGGGAGGAGGAAGGCAGCCUGUACCAGCUUGGACUCCACCUGCUGCACACCCUCCACGCCCUCUCCCAGCUGGACGCCCUGGCCCAGCUGGCGGCCUGUCACAACACGGACUACUCUCAGGCGGCCGGGCACUUCAACACCCUGCUGUCCGGCCUGCUGACGCCCGCCGGGAGGAACGCCGUGGUGUCCCUGCUGGGGCUGGACGGCCACUUAGAGGUGCUGUUCCCCUACCUCAAGCUGGGCGCCGGGGAUGACCAGGACAAUGCCCCGACCCGCCUGGCCUGUUACGGAUACGCGGUGGAGCUGGUGGUGCUGGCAGUGAAGCUGUGCGAGCGCGUGGAGGCUGUGGAGCGCUGCGGCCCGGCCCUGCUGCAGCUGGUGGAGUAUGAGGAGGCGCGGGAAGGCCCCAAGCUGGAGGAGCUGGCCAGGCUGUGUGAGGUGCUGCCCUGGCUGGCCCCCGCCCGCGCCCAGGAGACCGCCCCCACCUAUGACAACCUGGCCGCCCUCUCCGCCGGGCUCAAGGACCAGCUGGAGAAGAUUGACAAGUUCUCCGGGGAGCUGGUGACGCAGCUGCGGCUCAUCCGGCGGCUCAGCGUGCCGGACGAGGCGGUGUGUGCGCUGAGCCCCGAGGAGCACAACGGGGAGCUGAUUGAUGAGCUCAAGUACCGCUACGCCACGGUGCAGCUCUUCUCCGCAGACUGCCACACGCACCUCACCGCACUGCUGGCCAAGCUGUGCACCAUGUACUCCCAGCCCGCCGUGCACGCCUGCAGCCUGGCCGGCUCCGAGGGCGCGGUGCUGCUGGCGGUGAUCCGGCCGGCACUGGCCAUCCUCAAGAACAUCCUGACCUACGUGAUCCAGGCCAGGAACAGCAGCUUCAAGGACCUCUCGGCCGUGGUGCCGCUCAUCCAGACCUUCCUCCUGCUGCAGGCCUUCCCCCCCGGCUCCCAGCACAGCGGCCCGGCCCAGCAGCUGCAGCGCCAGGUGGUGGCCACGCUGCUGCUCUACACACAGCCGGGCCAGGCGGCCACCGACGGCGAGGAGGUGCUGGCCAAGAGCCUCUGGACCAAGAUGAUGGCUGAGGUGGUGAAGUACCUGCUGACGGGUCCGCACACCUUCCUGGGCGUGGUGGCACUGCUGCUGGAGCUGCUGCCGGUGCCGGUGCCGGUGCAGACCCGUGGGCCGCUGAGCACCGAGGAGGCGGAGCAGGUCAUUGCCCUGCGCCAGGCGUGGUCGGCCCACCUGUUCCCCCUGGCCCCGGCCCUGCACGAGGCCGUGCUGCGCCUGGGCCUGACCAGCGUGCCGGUCCUGUGGCACCAGCUGCGCCGCCUCUGUGUGGCCCUGGCUGACCUGUCCGCCCCCAUGGCCCUGCUGGUGGCCCGGGCUGCCCUGGACCUGGCCCUGCAGGCACACAGAAUGGACCAGCGGGCCUGCGGCGAGGACUUUGGUCCGUGCUCGCCCCAGACGGGCCGGGUGCUGGCCACGCUGGCCCAGCUGGCCUCCCACGCCCCCACCAAGGCCGCCAUCCUGCACCUGCUGCGCGGCGGCUCCCCCACGCUGGCAGCGGCCCCGGCCAAGGGCGAGGACAAGUACAGCAGCCUGGUGGCCCUGUGGUGCCGCAUCCUCAACGUGGCGGCCAGCGGCUCCCAGGCCCAAGUGGCGGCCCAGGACUGCCUGCUGGCCCUGGUGCUGCACCUCUGUGACCACCACAACAGCCUGGAGGCGCCCGGCCGCGAGGGUGAGGCGCCGGGCCUGGGGGGGGUGCCCAACAAGGAGGUGUUGCUGCCGCUGGUGGACGCCCUCGUGGACCACCUCCGCAACCCUCACUCCCCCCACCACUCCCUCCACCAGGGUCUGCGCGCACUCAUCCACCUCACGGAGCACGACUACGGCUUCUUCCACAUCAGGAGCGUCAUGGAGAAGAAGAAAGCCUGCCUGGUCAGCCUCUUCAAGCGCCUGACCUCCGGGUUCCGCAAGGAGAACGUGGACCACCUCACAUCCCUUCAGGGGGCCGUCGAGCUCUGCCACCUCCUCCUCACAUCCCCCCCGGACCAGGCGCGCACCCUCACCGCCACACCCCAGGACCUCGCCAACUAUCUAGGGUGGAAGGCGGGGGGGUACGAAAUUCACUUCACCCGCAUACCCUCCACCCCUAAGGAGACCCGCCCUCAGCCUAGCAAGGAGGAUGCGUCGCAGGAGGAUGGUGCUGCGGAGGUGAAGGAGGAGGAGGUGCAGGAGGAGGUGGUGGAGGCUGCGGGUGCUGUCUCGGAGGUGAAGGAGGAGGAGGGGAAGGGGGAGGUGCUGGUGAAGAAGGAGGAGGGGAGGAAGGAGGAGGAGGUGGCCCAGGAAAGAGUUCAUCCACUUGUGUUGUUGGAGAAGCAGGUUGUGGCCGAGGGGUGCGAGGAGGAGCUGAUGGAGACCCUCUACGACGAGAUCUCUCAGCUCAUCACUGCGCUAGAGAGUGCCGGCACCUCCACAGACUCCAAGGAGCUUGUAGAACCCUCUGGGCCUGAUGGAGAGGGUCUGGUGGCUCUCUUCAGCGGGCGGGUCGUGUGGACUAACCUGCCCGGCCCCGCCCAGGACGAUAUCCCCGCCUACUGGCUCUCCCCGCCCCCCUUGCAGGAACCUGACCCCACUGAGAUGGUAUCGACGAACCUCCUUGAGAUCUGCCUUCAGUAUGCUGGCGACUACGACCUGGUGGGCAACCUUCACAAGCUGGUCAAGGGGCAGGGCGCGCAGGCUCUCACGCCGCAGAAGCUGGCCGGCAAGGGAGGUCCGCCCCGCUACAAGCACAGCGCCGGCACCAUCAGGCCUGACAAGCGUGGACGACCCUUUGUUGCUCCCAUGCGCGGACGUCCCUUCACACGCGGCAUGAACCUACGCAGCGACCCGUUCCGCUCCCGCCCCCCAAACACCUCCCGGCCGCCCUCCCUGCACGUGGACGACUUUGUGGCCCUGGAGAGCACCGGCCACCAGCCCACCGGCCCCACGGGGUACAACAAGAUCUCCUUCGGCCGGGGCAAGGUAGGGCGGGGCGUGCGGCGGGGCAAAUUCCUGCUCGACUCAAUGCGGGGCGGACGGGGCAGCCGAGGCGGGAGGGGUAGUGAGAGCCGGGGCACCAGGUUCUUCCACAGGCCCCCAUUCAGGCCAGACUCAGGCACAGUCCGGGGCAUCAACCCAAGAGGCCGCGGCGCUCCAUGGGUGUUCCGGGGCGACGGUUCUCCUCGGGGCUACCGGGGCACGGCGUCCGGGUCAGGGGGGCUGCGUUACAUUAGGGGGCGAGGCAUGUACGCGCGGGGGAACGGUGGGGCGGGCGGGGGCGUGAAGGAGAGGUUUGCCGCCAAGUUUGCCGAGCGGGGCGGACGUAGGGACCUCAAUGGAGGGAGGCAUAUUAGGGGGGGCUUUAGGUGAAGGGGGAAGGGGGGAAGGAAGGAUGAGAUGAAGGGAAGUAAGGAUGAAGGGAUAGAGGAUGAAAGAGAAAGAUUAUGUAAGUUUAAGUGAAAGAAAGAAGGGCUUAGGGGCAUAUAAGGGAAGGGGAUGAAGGGAGGGAGGGAGAAAGGUGAGGAUAAGAAGGGGUUUAAAGCGAAGAGGAGGAAGGUUGGGUGAAGGGAGAAGUUAGAUAAAGGGGAAAAGGGAGAACGGGAAAAAUUAAGUUGGUUUAGGUGAAAGAAAGUGAAGGAUUGAAAGAAAAGGAAAGGGUUAGAGACAGGGUGUAAUACGAAGGCAGGGAGUUGAAUUAAAGGGUUGAUGUUAGGUAAGGGUAUUUAAAGGGUUGAUGUUAGGUAAGGGUGUUUAAAGGGUUGAUGUUAGGUAAGGGUGUUUAAAGGGUUGAUGUUAGGUAAGGGUGUUUAAAGGGUUGAUGUUAGGUAAGGGUGUUUAAAGGGUUGUUAGGUAAGGGUAUUUAAAGGGUUGAUGUUAGGUAAGGGUAUUUAAAGGGUUGAUGUUAGGUAAGGGUAUUUAAAGGGUUGUUAGGUAAGGGUAUUUAAAGGGAUGUUAGGUAAGGGUAUUUAAAGGGUUGUUAGGUAAGGGUCUUUAAAGGGUUGUUAGGUAAGGGUAUUUAAAGGGAUGUUAGGUAAGGGUAUUUAAAGGGUUGUUAGGUAAGGGUCUUUAAAGGGUUGUUAGGUAAGGGUAUUUAAAGGGUUGUUAGGUCAGGGCAUUUAAAGGGUUGUUAGGUAAGGGUCUUUAAAGGGUUGUUAGGUAAGGGUAUUUAAAGGGAUGUUAGGUAAGGGCAUUUAAAGGGUUGUUAGGUAAGAAUGGGUAAGGAAAGGGAGUUUGAAAGGAAAAGGGUGAGGAGGAAGAAAGGGAUUAAGAGGAACAUAUAUUAAAGAAGAAAGGAAGAGAAUGAAAUAAAGAAAUACAUUAGCAACAAAAGGAAAAGGGGGAGGAAGAAAGGGAUUAAGAGGAACAGAUAUUUAAGAAGAAAGGAAGAGAAUGAAAUAAAGAAAUACAUUAGCAACAAAAGGAAAAGGGGGAGGAAGAAAGGGAUUAAGAGGAACAGAUAUUUAAGAAGAAAGGAAGAGAAUGAAAUAAAGAAAUACAUUAGGAACAGAAGGAAAAGGAGGAGGAAAAAAGGGAUUAAGAGGAACAUAUAUUUAAGAAGAAAGGAACAGAAUGAAAUAAAGAAAUACACAAAAGAAAGAAGGAAGGAAAUGGAGAAUGAUUGAGAGGAAAAGUGAAAUGGUGUGUGUUCUUAGUACACACACACACACACACACACACACACACACACACACACACACACACACACACACACACACACACACAA